UUUUCUCUUCAUAUUACAGCCAUGAAGCUUCUCUGUCUGCUGCUGUUGGCCUGUUUGGCUGGCUGUGGUGCUUCCAGGUCAAGAGACUGGGCUCAUCACGGGGCUCCCAUGUUUGCCGACCUCACAGUUCGUGAAUUGAAAUCUGUCCGGGCGUACCUGCAUGGUAUUCCGCAACUGGAGCUCACUGACGCUCGCAGCAAGCCUCUGAAUAAGAACAGCAUCCUCCUGAUAGAACUCCAUUUGCCAAAGAAGCACGAAGCCCUGAGAGCUCUGGACCAUGGACGGUCAAAACCCCCACGUCAAGCCCGUGUCAUCAUUCAGUUCGGGAACCAAACCAAACCCAACAUCACUGAGUACAUUGUCAGUCCAUUACCAACCCCAACGUCUCAUGAGGUUAAGACCUUCAAGGGGGGUAGGCCUGUCCGCUUUGAGUCGAGGCCUAUUACCGCUGCAGAGUAUCAGCAUAUGAUUGCCAUCCUUGAGAAGAUUACAACUAAAGCUCACAAGCUCCUCUUUGAGACCACAGGCGGGUUUUCCUUCACUAACUGCUCUGACCGCUGCCUGACGUUCUCUGACAUAGCCCCCCGUGGGCUGGGUCCUGGUGAGAGGAGAACCUGGAUCAUGCUGCAGAAGUUUGUGGAGGGUUAUUUCAUCCACCCAGUUGGGUUUGAGGUACUGGUCAACCAUCGGGACCUGGACCCAGAAAAAUGGGCAGUUGAAAAGGUCUGGUACAACAGCAUGUACUUUGACAGUGUUGAGGAGCUGGUAGAAAAGUAUGAGUCAGGAGGUGUGGAGAAGAUCAAGUUACCCGAUCACGAUGACAAUGACCUCUACUCCACCUACAUCCCCCGGGGUAACAGCAACACCCCCACCAAUAUCCACGGGCCAAAGCUUGUGGAGCCUCAGGGGCCUCGCUAUCUCGUUGACCGCAACUUUGUUGAAUACGCUGGAUGGUCUUUUGCCUACCGAGUUCGCUCAUCAGCCGGGCUUCAAGUCUUUGACCUACGUUUCAAUGGAGAAAGGAUUGCCUACGAAAUCAGCCUCCAAGAAGCGAUUGCCUUCUAUGCUGGUGAUACUCCUGCGGCCAUGCAAACAAAGUAUAUUGAUGCAGGAUGGGCCAUGGGCACCUCAAGCUUCGAGCUAGCGCCUGGAAUCGACUGUCCAGAAAUUGCCAAAUUUAUCGACCUUAACCACUACUACGACACAGACAAUCCUGUGCACCACAAAAAUGCACUUUGUAUUUUUGAGAUGACAACGGGUAUGCCCCUCAGAAGGCAUUUCAACUCCAACUUCAAGGGGGGAUACAACUUCUAUGGGGGGCUGGAAAACAGUGUGCUGGUGCUGCGGACAACCUCGACGGUUUACAACUAUGAUUACAUCUGGGACUUCCUCUUCUACCAGAAUGGGGUGAUGGAGGUAAAGGUCAGCGCCACUGGAUACAUCCACGCCACAUUCUUGACACCCAACGGACUUCAAUAUGGCACCAAGGUGUACAAUUAUGUGCUGGGUAACUUGCACACACACCUCAUCCAUUACAAGGUGGAUCUGGAUAUCGCUGGUCGAGAGAACAGCUUUGAGUCGAUUGAUCUGAAGUUUGUCAACUUCACAAAUCCCUGGAGCCCGAAGAAUUUCAUCGUCCAGUCCAAACUCCACAGGACAGAGCACAAGACCGAGCGAUCUGCCGCCUUCCGCUUUGGCAAAAAGUUCCCCCGCUAUGUGCACUUUUACAACGCCAACGAGAAAAAUAAAUGGGGGCAGCAGAGGGGUUACCGAAUUCAGUUCAACUCACAUGCCCAUAGUGUCCUUCCAAAAGGCUGGAGAGAGGAAAAUGGCAUCAGUUGGUCAAGGUAUCCUCUGGCUGUGACUCGUCAUAAAGAUAGUGAAGCCAGCAGCAGCAGCAUUUACAGCCAGAACGAUCCCUGGGAGCCUGCCGUGUCCUUUGAGGACUACAUCCGCAACAAUGAGGACAUAGUCAACCAGGACCUAGUUGCCUGGGUGACGGUGGGCUUCCUGCAUGUGCCUCACUCAGAAGACAUCCCCAACACGGCGACACCCGGCAACGCAGUGGGUUUCUUCCUUCGUCCCUUCAAUUUCUUCGACGAAGACCCUUCGCUGUCGUCGCGCAGCACCAUCAUCGUCCGGCCGGGCAAGGAUGGCAAACCCAAGGUCCAGAGAUGGACACCUGAGGUCGUAGGACACUGUGUGACGGACAAGCCAUUCUUUUACAACGGCACCUAUGCAGAAGUCUAA
Messenger RNA from Hippoglossus stenolepis (Pacific halibut), 2250 nucleotides. RefSeq names its product amine oxidase copper containing 1 (gene aoc1). The record is from RefSeq and is a predicted model, not a curated record. Lineage: Eukaryota; Metazoa; Chordata; Actinopteri; Pleuronectiformes; Pleuronectidae. The transcript has 4 exons. Gene Ontology annotation, biological process: amine metabolic process; response to antibiotic. The coding region runs from base 22 to 2250 and encodes 742 amino acids. Gene Ontology annotation, cellular component: plasma membrane. Gene Ontology annotation, molecular function: diamine oxidase activity; primary methylamine oxidase activity; copper ion binding.